Macrosteles quadrilineatus (aster leafhopper) is the source of this 4717-nucleotide messenger RNA. Its product is annotated as E3 ubiquitin-protein ligase MARCHF6. The coding region runs from base 241 to 2904 and encodes 887 amino acids. The record is from RefSeq and is a predicted model, not a curated record. Gene Ontology annotation, cellular component: endoplasmic reticulum membrane. Gene Ontology annotation, molecular function: zinc ion binding. The transcript has 12 exons. Lineage: Eukaryota; Metazoa; Arthropoda; Insecta; Hemiptera; Cicadellidae.
UUAGCUCAGUGGUUAGAUAGACCAGAAAUGCAAGCACGUAUUUUUAAGCUUAAAGCAAAUUUUUGUGUUGUUGCAUUUGCAUAUUGUGAAAUUGCUUAGAAAAUUGGUGAUAUAAACUUACUAGUUUUCUCUUAGUUCUGCAAUGGAUUGUUGAAGCUCCUUACACAUCAUGUAGUAUCGACAUUUUCACAUUAAAUUACCACAUCCUUUUCUCAUCUGCAGUUUGGGACAAAUCCUUCAAUGGCUGACAUGGAGGAUCUGCAAGGACAAGACAUCUGCAGGGUCUGUCGCUGCGAGGGGUCUCCUGAUAGGCCGCUGUUCCAUCCUUGCAUUUGCACCGGAAGUAUUAAGUUCAUUCAUCAGGAAUGUCUGGUGCAGUGGAUGCGCUACAGUCGCAAGGAGUACUGCGAGCUGUGUGGCUACAGAUUCUCAUUCACCCCAAUCUAUUCGCCAGACAUGCCGCGCAGGUUGCCUAUCCGAGACGUGGCGGGGGGACUACUGUCAAGCAUCGCUACGGCAGUCAAGUACUGGGUGCACUACACCAUCGUCGCACUCGCGUGGCUUGGAGUAGUUCCCUUGACUGCUUGUAGAAUAUAUCGCUGUCUCUUCACUGGCUCUGUAGAUUCUGUGCUCACCCUUCCCCUGGAUAUGCUGUCGACAGAGAACAUAGCUUCAGAUAUUUUCCACGGCUGCUUCGUUGUCACAUGCACACUCUUCUCGUUCAUCGGGCUGGUGUGGCUGAGAGAGCAGAUACUACACGGUGGAGGUCCUGAUUGGUUGGAGAGAGAUGACCCACCAGCCCCCCCUGCCCCUCCUGUACCUCCCCCGCCUCUCCCAGCCGAACCCCCUCAACUACCGCAGGACAACUUGGUGUUCAUCAACGGACGGGAUGAGGUGCAGUUGGGUGAAGCGGAAGUAGGUGCUAACUGGGAGGAGAUCCCACCCCUACGCAUUGCAGAGGGUGACGGAGGGGUGGGGGGAGACGAAGGCAACUGGAACCCAAUAGAGUGGGACCGUGCAGCCGAGGAGCUCACGUGGGAGAGAUUACUGGGUUUCGACGGCUCACUGGUGUUCUUGGAACAUGUGUUCUGGGUGGUGUCUCUCAACACACUGUUCAUCUUGGUGUUUGCAUUCUGUCCUUACCAUAUGGGCCACUUUGCCGUUGCGGCUCUGGGCCUGAAGGACCAUGCAGCCGCCUCCCAUUUCGAAGGCCUGGUGACAACGUUGUGCGGCUACUGUGUGAUUGGCCUCGUUUUGGUAGUACUGCACUCUCUGGCGACCAUCUUGAACCUGACUAGAUCCCGUAGGGUGCUCGGACUCUGCUAUGUUGUCGUCAAAGUGUCACUGUUGUCUGUGGUGGAGAUAGGGGUGUUGCCCCUGAUAUGUGGAUGGUGGCUAGACAUCUGUUCUCUCGCCAUGUUUGACGCAACUCUGCGGGACAGAGAAGCCAGCUUCCGCGCAGCCCCGGGAACAUCCAUGUUCAUCCACUGGCUUGUCGGCAUGGUGUAUGUUUACUACUUUGCCUCGUUCAUCCUACUGCUGCGUGAGGUUCUACGUCCUGGCGUGUUAUGGUUCUUGCGUAACCUCAAUGAUCCUGACUUCAGUCCCAUACAGGAGAUGAUCCACUUGCCUAUAGUGCGCCAUGUGCGUCGUCUGCUGGCCUCCGCUGUGAUAUUCGGCACUGCAGUGCUGCUCAUGUUGUGGCUGCCUGUGAGACUGCUGCGCGCUGCCUGGCCUACCUUCCUACCUUACACCGUCGCAUUGCACUCGGAAGCACAGGUGAACGAGCUGUCGCUAGAGCUGCUACUGCUACAGGUGAUACUGCCAGCUCUGCUAGAGCAGUCUCACACUCGCACAUGGCUCAAGGCAGUGAUACGACAGUGGUGUCGCCUCGUCAGCUGGGUGCUUGACCUCAAGUCAUACCUACUGGGUGAUGAGACUGAGCGACCACCCCAGGUGGACAACAACAACGGAGGUGGAGAUCUGGGAGCAGCACACCAGGCGUUGCUGCAGAGAGGGGGUCCUACAGGCUUCCAACCGUACGUUCGUCCCACGCUGUUCCCCGCCAGGAUUGUCGGACUGUUGGUAAUUGUUUGCAUCUCUCUGGUGAUAGCCAGUCUGGUCGCCUUGACAGUGCCGGUGUGGCUGGGACGCAAGGUGAUGGCGCUGUGGCCGGUGGGCACCCCGGUGCAAGGGACCACCGUCAGAGUCACACCCAUUCACGAGCUGUACACCGCAAGCUGCGGAACUUACCUGUGCUGGCUGACUGCUCGCGCCAUUGCUCUACUGCUCAGUUGGCUACCACAGGGGCGACAGGCAAUUACAGAGAAGCUCUGCAAAUGGUGUGUGGUCGGAUUGAAGUCUGCCGUCGCAUUCUCCGUGUUGGUAGGAGUGAUUCCGCUACUCUUCGGUCUGUUGUUGGAGUUGGUGGUGGUGGUGCCUCUGAGAGUGCCACUGGACCAGACCCCCGUACUGUGGAUCUGGCAGGACUGGGCUUUGGGUGUCUUGUACACCAAGAUUGCGUGCGCUGUGACUAUGAUGGGUCCGGAGUGGGCUUUGCGCCGCGCUAUCGAACGAGCCUACAGGGAUGGACUACGUGCCAUGGACCUGGGUCUGGUACUGCGCGAGUUAGCUGCUCCGGUCAUCGCUUGUUUGAGUCUUGCGCUUGCUGUGCCAUACGCGGUCGCGCACACCUUUGUCCCUUUGUUUGUAACCAGCCCUCAAAUGAGGAACGUGAUCGCACGCAGAGUCUAUCCACUCUUGUUGUUGAUUUCCAUCGUCAUAGGAAUCAUAACCUUCCAGAUAAGGCAGUUUGCUAAACUCUACGAGCAUAUUAAGAAUGACAAAUACCUUGUCGGCAGAAGACUCGUAAAUUAUCAUCACAAAUCUUCAUUGCAAAAUUAAAACUUGUUUUUGUAACGUACGGACUGAUUCAGUAUAAAUGUUAAUUUACUUAAUUAGGAAAUAGUACUAGUUAGUAUAGUCCUAAUUUUGUUUAUUAUGUUCCUUAAAUAGAAAAUAAAAUUUCCCAACUUUCUCUGUAUAGUUAUUUUUAGUUUGCAUAUUAUUAGGGAGUUCUAUACGAUAGUUUACUUCCAUGCAAAUUCUGUUAUGUUGCCUUGAUCCAUGAAUUAUAACUAACUGCACAUUAGGCUACAUGUAUUAAAUGGAUCAGUAAUCAAUUGUGAUACAUGCUACAAGAACCAAGGUUUAUAGUUAUAGGACAAGUGUUUUUUUUUUUUUUUUGUUAUUUAGUAAAACUGCUAAAAAAGUUCAUCUAUGAGGAAUUUAAUUUUCCCAAAUUGCCAGACAUGAUACCUUUAAGGAGCUAUAGCCUCCUACAGUAUGUUUUUCAGGAUGAGUUUGGGUUAGGCUUAGUGAUUUUGAUUAUAAAAGUUGGUGAGGUACCAUGUAAAAAUCAAAAGUAACUUAACUGGAUUCUAAUCCUUUACUAGCUUCCUUGGUUUUUGAAUAAUAAUUUAUACGUUUAUGUAUAGCUCAACAUUAAAUACACACUUUAAGCAACAACAUUUUGUUAUGAUGAUUAAUUUUACUAUUUUUUCCAAUGUUCGCAGGCCUUUUCUAGAAAACAAAUAAAUUUUUUGAUUCCAACGUUAUUUUGGACAUUUUUAAAAUACAUUUUAUAAUUCCUUGUAGGUUUUGGUAUUCGGCAGUUUUACUAUUAAUUUAUUAGUUGUGGGAGGUUUUUUUGAUAUGGUUGAUUUCCCUGGUGAUAGGAACAUUUUAUCUUGUUUGGCAAUUUUUUAUAACUUUAUAAAUAUACUAUACUUUAUAUAUACAAUACUUUUAUAACAGUAUCUUUGAUCUUUAUAACUUUAUUGUUAAAUAUUUGAAAAUUCAACAUACUUAAUAUUUAAUGUUGUAUCGUUAAAUUAAAUUAAAAACUCUUAAAAUCAAGAAAUUUCAGGAAAGAUCAUUUAUAGCAACAAGUGUUGUGAUUCAGUCUGUUUUCGUGAUUCCAUUACUAGGUUUAUUUAACUUUUUAAGCGCUGCUUUAACUUAAUUAUAAGAUGUGUUUUAUUUUAUGAACCUAUUUAGCUCUUAUAUUUUUAAGGUAAAUUACUAUAUCCAUGCUAUGGCCAUCAAUUGAAUUUUCCUUUAGGUUUUGGGUUUCUGUUCAAAGGCUGAACAUUUUAAAUUUGUUUUAGAAAUUGUAUUACAUUGGAAGAAGUGAUAUUUUUUACUAUUCGAGGAGUCAGUUCUAACCAAAAUAGUGUUACCUAACGUAUCCGUUAUGCUGCUUCAUUCCUUUUGAGUUUUGUACAUUAGAUAUUCCUUUUGCUAUUCGUAAAAACAUUAUGUUUCUAAACUCUCAUUUGAUUUGUAAAUAUAUAAUGAAUUAGUUUUAUAUAAGUGUGCACUCGUAACCCUGUCAUGUUUAUACUUUUUCAAGUGUUAAGUGUUGAACAAUUUGUUUUGAUUUUGUGUUUUGAGAAUGGGUUUCAACUCAGGAUCAAUAAUUUAGUUUAAUAUAUUUAAACAGAAUACUUUAAAACUUAAGGUUCACUCUAAUUAUUGAUAUAACUUAUAUUAACAAAAAAAGUAUUUAAUUUUAUAUGUCGUGGACCUUACCAGUUUUAAGGUGAUCUGAUAUUGUUUGUUUUUACCUGUGUAUAAGCCGCUCUUGAUGAUUUUGUAUUGUAUUAUGAUUUUCUGUCAACGGUUAAAUUUGAAAUAAAAUAUGAGAUGUUUUCAA